AUGUUUUCAGUGUUCUCAAAGAAACACUUGAAAAAACAACAUAACCUUCAAGGGCAACAAUGGUUAGCACAAAAACACGCACAGGUUGAAGCACAGGCUGCCGCACAGCAACAAGAGGAAGAAGAACCUUAUUCUGCAGAACCUUAUCAAGACGAUAACAAUUCACCCAAUGCCAUCAGCAACAAUCAAAAUACUACUCACUCUUAUAAUGGACUGCAGCACAUGAACUCUUUUCAAAACUUACGAACGCCUCAAAGUCAAAUGGCAAAAACAUAUCAAAUACCACAAGAUGUCAAAAUUCAAUUUGACGGGGAACAAAGUGAUACUUGUGUUUUGAUUUCGGGACUCUACCCUGAUUCUCUUAGCAUACCACUUCCAGGUGGCCGUGAAUUGACGAUUGUGGAUAACUGGCGUGAUGUUCGUUAUAUCGUGGAGGAUCCAAUUGUCGUUAGUACAAAUUCAUUGGGAUCGAUUCAUGAUAGAGCCGUAGAGACAUUCUAUCAGUUAAUAGGGGGACAAGUGGAUUAUGGACAGUCGCAUUCUUCAAUGUGUGCACAUAAACGAUAUGGUGAAAAAUACGAAGAAGGACUUUUCCCCGAAUGGAAUGCCGACAAUCCAAUUGUAUUAAUCGGAAAAGGAACCGGCGGUACAGUUGCUCAUUAUUUACAGCAUCUUAUUUCCACGGACUACUUUGGCAAAUCUACAUCAGGAAAUUGGGUUAAAGCUGUAGUCUGUCUAUCUGCUCCUCAUCGUGGCUCGGUGCUUCCGUAUAUCCUUGGUCUCGUUCCCGGAACAAAAACAUUCGUUUCCGAGUUUUCGCCACUCCAUUUUUUCUGGAUUCUUAUCCACUUAAUCUGUUACUUCACGUUCUUGGAUACACUUUUUGGCUUCAAAUUGAAUGACAAAUGGCCAUUAGCUAGAUCGAAAGAAGGAGGGGAACAAACUUUAUGGAACUCUCUUUGUGCAAGAAGUCCUCUUACGCGUUGUGGUGAUAAUUUUUUGUUUGAUUUAUCCGUUGAGGGCACUAGAUCGAGAUACGCAGCAGAGGAUUGGAAACGACAACAUUUAGAUCCCGGAGUUGUUUACAUUAAUUAUGUCACCACUGGUCAAUCAUGGAGAUCAAGAGAGACGGGAUAUCAUUGGCCUCGAUUCAGCUGGCGUAAUUGGCCAAACGCAAUAUUCUCUCUUAUCCUGGGCAUAGGUCAAUAUCCAUUCACACGUGAAACUGAACAACAAGUCCUUCGAACUUCUUCAUCAAACUUCUGGGAGAAUGACGGGACAUUAAGUGUCUAUUCGCAACUUCCUCAACCUCAUCAACCAAUCGCCAUGAACAUCGCUCUCCCCGAAAAAUUAUUUGAUCCGAUCGACCAUGAACUUAAAUCCGGAUCUUGGUACAACGUCUACGUGGAAGAUCUUUCACACACAGUAUUGUUCGAUAAAGAACCAUUCCUGCUUACAAUUCCAUUCGUAAAUGCGUUCUUGGAAUUGGCACUCAUGCAGCGGUUAGUCGAUUGGUUCGAGAAAAACAGCGAACAAUUCGAAGAAUAUUAUAUGACAAGUGUUGAAUUUGUCGAGCGAGCGAUGAUGAAUUUCCGAAUGAUAUUGAGGUGGACAGCUAAUGGAAAAUCAUCGAAGCGAUCUUCUGUUACGAAAUUCUCUAAUGCAAAUAAUGCAAAUAAGGUGAUGACAAAAGGAAUAACGACUCCGAUGUAUUCGAACGCAACACAACCAAUUCUACCUUUCCCACACGCCGAAAAAUACCAAGCUGUUCAUAGAUUUGAAAAUCACGCAAGCGAUAAAGCAGGAAUUGAAUGGAUUCGACGUAUUGAAACGAUGGAAGUGAUUAACAGUCCAAGUAAAAUGAUUUUUUGGAUGAAACAAUUAGAAAAGAGCUCGGGAAAUAUUAACAACAAAAACAACGACAAUAAUGCAAGUAAUAAUAGUAGUCAUCUUCAAAAUCAGCGUGAAUUCAACUCUUAUAGUCCGACAAAUCGUGGACAUAAUCCAUCUCCUUUAUCAAAGUCCUCAGUAACGUUUUCACAACCAAUAAUAAACCACAAUAAACCAAAGGUUGCAUAUCCUUUUGCCGCGACUAAUGUUUCCUCGGCUUUCGCAGCUGGUGAUGGGCCAAUGUUUAUUAAUAAAGCACGACGAAGAAAGACCGCAGAUGAGUAUAAAGCUGAUGUAAUAGGGAAUUCAGGCGGAUUGGGAGUUUUAUAA
Molecule: messenger RNA, 2220 nt
Organism: Ambispora gerdemannii
Lineage: Eukaryota; Fungi; Glomeromycota; Glomeromycetes; Archaeosporales; Ambisporaceae
Source: the annotation of a GenBank genome assembly